UUAGCAUAGCUGCAUUCUGCAUAAGCUUCAAAUCAAACAUUGAGAAAAAGGCCAAACUUUCCUCUCUAUUUUCACUACAAAUAACACCAUUCUUUUCCGUUUUGUUCAGAAAAAUAAGAACCCAAAUUCGAGUUCUUCCCAAGUAUUCUUCUACUCGCUAAGACUUGAUUUUUAAGAAGAAAUUGAAGUGAUUACUACCUUAAAAACUUGAUAAAUUUUACUUAUCAGAAUUCUUUUCGAGUAAUGCUACAUGAUGAACAACGCAAUUAUUGAUCCAUUGCAAGGGGAUUUUCCGGAGGUGAUAGAAGAGUAUUUGGAACAUGGUGUUAUGAAAUGCAUUGCCUUCAAUCGUCGAGGCACCCUUCUUGCUGCUGGCUGCUCCAAUGGAAGCUGUGUCAUAUGGGACUUUGAAACUCGGGGGAUUGCCAAAGAGCUCCAAGAUAAAGAUUGUAAUGCUGCCAUAACAAGUGUCUGUUGGUCAAAGUACGGCCAUCGCGUAUUAGUUUCUGCUGCUGAUAGAACAUUAAUUCUCUGGGAUGUAGUUACUGGAGAGAAAAUUGCGCAAACUACGUUGGAAAAAGCUCCGUUGCAUGCCCGCCUGCAUCCUGGUUCUUCUACUCCAACUUUGUGCUUGGCUUGUCCUGUCUAUUCGGCUCCCUUGAUUGUUGAUUUGAAUGCUGGAACAACCACUGUUUUGCCUGCAUCAGUUUCAGAUGGGGGAGACGGGCUUUCCGUUCCUUCACGAAACAAAGUCUCAGAUGAUUCUGCUCCUCAGACUCCCGCAUGCUUUAACAAACAUGGGGAUCUGGUGUAUUUGGGAAAUUCUAAGGGAGAGAUCCUCAUAAUUGAUCAUCAUACGGCUCAAGUACGUGCACUUGUCCCCGUUGCUGGGGGUGCUGUGAUUAAGAACAUCGUAUUUAGUAGGAAUGGACAAUAUCUUCUCACGAAUUCCAGUGAUCGUAUUAUUCGGGUUUAUGAAAAUAUGCUACCUACAAAAGCUGGUCUGAAAACACUAGAUGAGAUGGGUGAGACUUUGAAUGAUCUUGGUGGAGUUGAAAAGCUAAAGGCAAUUGGAUCUAAGAGUUUAGUCCUAUUCCGCGAGUUUCAAGACUCUGUAACCAGAAUCCACUGGAAGGCUCCCGGUUUCAGCGGUGAUGGCGAGUGGGUUAUUGGUGGCUCUGCUAGCAAAGGAGAGCACAAGAUAUACAUAUGGGAUCGGGCAGGUCACCUUGUGAAGUUUCUUGAAGGUCCAAAAGAAGCUUUGAUUGAUUUGGCUUGGCAUCCAGUUCAUCCUAUUGUCGUCUCAGUGUCCUUGACGGGCUCGAUCUACAUAUGGGCUAAAGACUACACUGAGAAUUGGAGCGCAUUUGCCCCCGAUUUCAAAGAGCUUGAAGAAAAUGAAGAAUAUGUAGAAAGAGAAGAUGAAUUUGAUAUCAUGCCAGAAACCGAAAAGGUUAAAGAAUCAGAGGCUAACCAGGACGAAGAGGUUGAUAUUUUGACAGUGGAGCAUGAUUCAACUUUCAGUGACUCAGAUAUGUCGCAGGAAGAACUUUGCUUCUUGGUUGCAACCCCUUGCCCUGAUCCUGAGCAGCAGGAUAAAGGUGUUGGCAAUUCAUUGAAAUUGUUGGAAAGUAAUCACAUCGCGUCUCCACUUUCAGCAGAUGCAGCACAAAAUGGACUAGUAAUGAACCAUGAGUCAAGCCUUCUUGAAGGUAUAGACAAUUCUCCUGCAGAAGAUACAAGUGGUCGUGUGAAAAGGAAGCGGAAACCCUCGGAGAAGGUGUUGGAGUCACAGGCGGAGAUGGUGAAGAAACCUGUGAAAAAGGCAAAGCCUUCUGCCAAAGCAUCGAAACCUAAAGAUAAAUUUGUAGGUGAUGAAGAUCAUAAUGCAUCACUAUCCGUGGACGAGGUUUCAGAUGAAUAUUACAGAUGAGAUAAUCGAUUUCUGAAGUGUACAACUAGGCUUCUUCAUUUUUCUUAUGUAGUUAAAGGUCAUGUGUUACCAGUCAGGAACUUGCAGCACGUUAGGAUUGUAAUAGUUUGAAGGUGACUACAUUGUUGACAAAUACAGUACAGCCUAUUUGUACAGUAAUAUUUGGCUCUAGUUGCAUCUGUGCCAGAAGGUGAAAAUUACAGGAGUCAGGCACUCAGGCAUAGGAGUCUUCUACGAUGUCUUGUAGUUAGGUCAUAGAAUCUGUAGACAUAACCAUCAAAUAUUCAAGAUUUUGCAUUUGAUUUUUUUACUGUAUUCAUCAGAUUUUGUAGAAGCAAUAGAAGCUAAUUAACUUCUCCAA
Molecule: messenger RNA, 2294 nt
Organism: Spinacia oleracea (spinach)
Lineage: Eukaryota; Viridiplantae; Streptophyta; Magnoliopsida; Caryophyllales; Amaranthaceae
Product: protein RBL
Exons: 6
Coding region: 251-1933 (560 amino acids)
Cellular component (GO): Set1C/COMPASS complex
Molecular function (GO): protein binding
Source: RefSeq, a predicted model, not a curated record